CCUAACCCUCUAACGCUCUCCGAAAUUUGCAAACCUUUGUGAGCUGCCCCGUUUUCCUUAACCCGCUUGGCUUUCUCAACAUUUUACCACGCACGUACCACACACUCUUCUCUCGCCACUCAGGACGUAGAAGACAUGAGCGACAGAGGAGGCAGUCGAGAAAGAGGGCGCGGCGGUGGUAGCUCUCGUGGCGGUGGGCGGGGUGGAUUCAGAGGCGGCCGAGGAGGUGGAGGAGGAGGAGGCAGUCGCGGCCGUGGAGGUUCAAUGUCUAGAGGAAGGGGACGAGGGGGACGAGGAGGCGGUGGCGGAGGCAGAGGAGGAGGAGGAAGAACGAGGGAGUUGAACGAUACUACGAAAAUGCCCGCUGUCUUGCAAACCCAGUUUGAAAACGAGGGACGCGGUGAGGACAAGGAGCUGGAUAGACGGUUCGCCUUCCGUUACAGCAAAAAGUCUUUGAACCGAAAAGCAGAGCGAAAGGAGAAAAGGCUGGAAAAGAAGCAGAGGGUGCACCAGCACCAUUCGCAAGCGAAAAAAGCACAUUUGCAGCCAGCGGAGGAGGAGGAAACGCAAUCCAAAAAGCGCAAAAUCGACCUCGAAGAGGAACCACAGCCCCCAAAGAAGCUGAAGUCCUUAAUACCAGCCCCGAAACCCGCAGAUCCAGCAGCCGAAACCCGAAGACUCGAGCGUCUCGCCCAAUCCAAUCCCCACUUCUACCGCCUACUAGCAGAACAAAACCUCGUCGACGGCACGAUCGGCGGCGCAGGCCCUAGCACUAAAAAAUCGGCGUUUGCAGACGACGACGCCGAGAUUGCGAAAUACGCCAAGAAGCUGAAGAUUAAGGAUAAGAGCAAAGUUCCGUCGACUUUCACGGAGGAAGGGCUGGACUUCUUGUUCAAAGGGCUCAUGGGUGAAGCGGGGUCGGAUGAUGAGGGUGGUGUGGCUGGGGGCUACGAAGGCUACCUUGCGAGUAAGCGAAAGAAGACUGCAAAACCGGCUGUUCGGGCGGGGAAGGCUGCGGAAGCAGCAGGGUCGGCUGACGACGAAGAAUCGGAGAAGGACGACAAUGCGAUGCUUGGGCUGGACUUUGCGUUUGAGGAUAUUGAGGACUCGGAUAAUGCCGAGGAUCGGUUUAGCGAUCUGGAGGUGGAUAUGGGCGAUGAUUCGGACGAAGAGGAGUCUGAUGAGGAGGUGUUUGAGGAUGGGGAUAGUGUUGAGGGCGAGGAGGGUUUCGAAGAUAUGGUUUCUGAAGAUGAGGAGGACUUGGAGGACGACGAUGAAGACGAUGAGGAAGACUUCGAUGUUGAGGAUCCUCUGCAGAUGUCCGACUCGGACGAUACCGGCUCCGAAGGGUCCGAGGACGAUGAUGAAGCUUUUGAAGCUGCAAGUGAUGCAGGGUCAAACGCAGAAGACGAUUCCAGCGAGGAGGCAAAUACUUCGAACAGUCCGACCGAAGACGCCGACAUAUCACCUCAAAUACAACCUUCCGCCCCAGCACCCGGCAAAUACGUCCCGCCACACCUUCGCAAGCAGCCCCCAACCAAAUCCGAAGCCUACCUGCGCCUUAAACGCCAAGUUCAAGGUCUUCUCAAUCGUCUUAGCGACGCCAACAUGGACUCCAUCAUCUCCGGCAUCGAGGAGUGCUACCGCAACAACAGCCGGCACGACGUGACAGAGAUUCUCACUGACUCCAUCCUGUCGUUUGUCGCUGACCACGCGAAUCUGCUGGACUCAUUUGUGAUGACGUAUGCCGCGUUCAUUGCGUCGCUGUAUAGUAUCGUCGGGAUUGAGUUUUGCGCGCAUUUGAUGCAGACGGGUGUGGAGUUGUACGAGACCUCGCGCAAGGAGUAUUUGGACGGGAUAAAGGUUGACCCCGAGGGAUCUGACGCCAAGAGCAAGCGAUGCAUCAACGUCGUCACCCUCCUCGCCUUCCUCUACAACUUCGAAGUCGUCUCCUGCGUCCUGAUCUACGACAUUGUCCGCGAAGCCAUCGGCACCCUCAGUGAACUGGACGUCGAGCUCCUGCUGCGCAUGCUUCGAAUCUGCGGGUUCCAAUUGCGCGCUGACGACCCGCUCGCGUUGAAGGACAUCGUCCUCGCCAUCCAAGCCGCGGCCGCCAACCGCCCCGAAGCCUCCUCAUCGCGAUUCAAGUUCAUGGUCGAGACGAUCAUGGAUCUCAAGCACAACAAACGCAAGCUGGCUAAGAAGGGCACGACGGCGAACGCGGGCGCAGACAUGUCGCAGCAGGAACGGUUGAAGAAAUUUGUGGGGAAUAUGGGCAAGAAGCGGGCGACGCUGCAUUCGACGGAGCCGUUGAGGGUAGGGUUGGAGGAUAUUCGCAAUGUCGUGACGAAGGGGAAGUGGUGGCUGGUGGGCGCCGCGUGGACGGGACAUGAGCUCAAUAACAACACCAACAACGAAAACCAAAACGACACAUCCGCCCUCCCCACAUCAACAUCAACCGACAAUCCCACAUCCCUCCUUGCCCUGGCGCGCUCCCAAAAAAUGAAUACCGACAUCCGCCGUUCGAUCUUCCUCACCCUCCUCUCCUCCGAAGACUGCCUCGACUGCUUUUCCAAGCUGCUCAAGCUGCACCUCAGCGACAAGCAGGAGCGCGAGAUCGUGCGCGUGCUGCUGCACUGCGCCGUGCAGGAGAAGGUGUACAACCCUUACUAUGCACUGGUGGCCCAGAAGCUGUGUGAGUGGAAACAUGGCAUGCGGAUUACAUUUAUGUAUGCGUUGUGGGAUGCGUUCAAGAGUAUGGCUGGGGAUGAUGGGGGCGAGGAGGAGGAGGGGAUGGAUGUGAGGAAGUGUGCGCAUAUGGCCAAGUUGUAUGCGUAUUUGGUUGCGGUGGAUGGUGUCAAUUUGGGCGUGCUCAAGGCCUUAACAUUUACAUCCCUCCAACCCCUGCACCACCUAUUCCUGCAACUCCUCCUCACAACCCUCUUCACAACCUACGCAAAAACAACCACCCAGAUCCACACCAUUUUCGCCCGCGCCGCGACGCAGGAGAACGUGCGCGAAGGGCUGGUGUUUUUCAUCAAGCGCUGGGCGAAGGAGGGAUAUGCUGUGCCGGGGGUGAAGGUGGAUGUCGACGGCGUGAGGAAGGCUUGGAGGGCUGCGAGGGAGGCGUUGGGGGGUGGGGGUUUUUGAAGAGGCGUGAACAGGGUGUAAUUUAUAUAUAUUUUUGUAUUUGCGUAGAGUAGGUAGUUGAUAUGAUAUAGAGUUGAAAAGCGGAAGAAGGUCUUCACAAACGUUUUGAGGGGGAGGUUUGCGCUGCUGACUAUAAUAUAGCGCUGCACUAAAAAAUGGAGAGUAGGUUGAAC
Messenger RNA from Fimicolochytrium jonesii, 3323 nucleotides. RefSeq lists its product as uncharacterized. Bases 136 to 3150 code for a protein of 1004 amino acids. NCBI's taxonomy places the organism in Eukaryota, Fungi, Chytridiomycota, Chytridiomycetes, Spizellomycetales, Powellomycetaceae. Gene Ontology annotation, molecular function: RNA binding; protein binding. Gene Ontology annotation, cellular component: nucleolus. The record is from RefSeq and is a predicted model, not a curated record. Gene Ontology annotation, biological process: ribosomal small subunit biogenesis. The transcript has 4 exons.